Molecule: messenger RNA, 876 nt
Organism: Styela clava
Lineage: Eukaryota; Metazoa; Chordata; Ascidiacea; Stolidobranchia; Styelidae
Source: RefSeq, a predicted model, not a curated record
CACACGCAGCUCUCGGUGAAAUCAUAUUCUGAUCACGCACUUUCGUUAGUAAGGUUGCAGUUAACAAGAGUGUCGUAUUGUGAUAGUCAGGCUCCAUAAUAGUAAAGAAUUCCGCGCCAAGCGCAUAGCUCGUUCGUCUGUUAAACAUCCAACCGAUAAAAUGACAGAAGGAAUUUCUCAGGAAGUCUCAACAACUUACGAAAACACAUCAAGGAACGGAGCUUUUGAAUUGGAGAAUUCAACACAAAGUAGAUGCAAAAACGACAACACGAAACAGACUGAAAUAGCCGCAUCAGUCGUACUUGGGAUCUUGCUUGCUAUUGCCAUAAUGAUUAUACUUAUACAGUUAUUCAGGUUGUACAGAAUCAAUCGUAAAAUAUCUGAGUAUCAUAAAUUGAGUGAUACUGGCGCUGAAAAUCGUAAAAAAGACAUUGGAGAUGGCGAAGUUGAUAACCAAGACCAAGACGAGGUGGAAUAUGAUGAAGUGGAAUUUGAGCAAGAGAGUGAGAUGGAACCGGUGUACAACGUCGCGUCUAAACCAAAGACAAGCGAAUAAAGCGAGGGAGAAAUUCUUUACAAUGUAUUGUAGGACAAGGAUAUGCACCCCAUCCCCCCAUUUGGGGGGGGGGGUUCUUUAUAUUUGCGUUAUUAAUUUUGAUUUUAUUUACUACUCCAGCAUUACUGUAAUACUCAUAUAUACACGCAUUUUUCAUGCGCACAACGGUACUCCCGUAGUGAGUGUACCAGGUUAGGGUUAGGGCAUGAUUUUAUUCCGAUUUCUCUCUAUUUUAGUUCUAUUACAAGUUCGGGGGCCGUCUGUGUUAGCCAAGUGAAUAGGCAGUCUUUUUAUACAACCCUUUAUAAAUAAGCGAACGA